This is a messenger RNA of Priapulus caudatus, 882 nucleotides long. Its product is annotated as ATP-dependent DNA helicase pif1-like. The record is from RefSeq and is a predicted model, not a curated record. The transcript has a single exon. Bases 1 to 882 code for a protein of 293 amino acids. Lineage: Eukaryota; Metazoa; Priapulida; Priapulimorpha; Priapulimorphida; Priapulidae.
AUGAAAUUGACCAUAAACAUGCGCAUUGCCCUUGCAGCUGGUGAGAAGCUAGAUGAGGAGGAGUUUGCUAACUUUCUUCUUGAUCUCGGAGAUGGCAAAAUUGCACACGUCUCCGGCCCUGGAUGCGGUGAAUAUGCUAUCUCACUCCCAGAUUCGUUCAUUCUGCCAGGCAAUGAUCUUUGCAACUUGGUUGACUGGGUCUAUCCUCACCUCCACGAGAACCUACAGAACCCACACUGGCUAUGCGAACGCUCAAUUCUCUGUCCCACUAACGCUGAAGUAGACACAGUCAACCACUAUGUCACAGAGAAAUUUCCAGGAGAUCGACAUGACUACUUUAGCACGGACAGCCUUGCUGCAGAUGAUAAUAGCUUCGAGAUUCCAGUUGAAUACCUCAACACGCUUUGCCCCUCAGGCAUGCCACCUCAUCGGAUAUCUCUGAAAAUCGGUAUGAUUAUCAUGCUCCUGAGAAACUUCGAUCAGAUUCAUGGCCACUGUAACGGCUCCCGGUAUAUAGUUAGGCAGCUGCUGCUUCAUCUGGUCGUCGCUGAGUUAGUGUCUGGAGUCCAUGCUGGUCGACAGCUGCUCAUUCCGCGCAUCUCCAUUUCGCCGAGUGAGAAGAUCUUUCCUUUCACCAUGAUACGCCGCCAGUUUCCAAUCCGCCCUUGCUUUGCGAUGACAGUCAACAAGUCACAAGGACAGUCCCUUCACCGUGUCGGCGUCUACACGGUCAAAGACUUCUUCAGUCACGGCCAGUUCUACGUCACUGCUAGCCGCGUGGGAAGUGCUCGGCAGCUAAAGAUUCUAGCUGUAGACGCCAAGGACACAAGUAAACGUUCUGUCAUGAACAAUGUGGUCUACACAGAGGUUCUCACCACCUAG